Molecule: messenger RNA, 453 nt
Organism: Ogataea parapolymorpha DL-1
Lineage: Eukaryota; Fungi; Ascomycota; Pichiomycetes; Pichiales; Pichiaceae
Exons: 1
Coding region: 1-453 (150 amino acids)
Source: RefSeq, a predicted model, not a curated record
AUGUCUGAGCAAUUGCAAGAAGAAAAACCUGUUCGUCAGGAAGAGGUUGAAGCUAAGGGGGAGGGUGAUAAAAAGGAAGAGUUACCCGCAAAGGAAAGCAAGCCCGAAGAACCUGCAAAGCGGAAGAAUGAGGAUGAGUCUCAGGAGAAAAAGAAGAAGAGAAAACACUCUAGGCGCAAAUAUGACGAGGUUCCGCCUGCAGAUGAUAAAGACUCCGACGAGGAGGAGGAAGAAGUUGACGAUGACAAUCUUGUUGUUGAAGAAGAAGAGGAAGAUGACCUGCAAGAGAUUGACACUGCCAACAUCAUCACAACUGGAAGAAGAACUCGUGGCAGGGUUGUCGACUACAGCAAAGUCAGCGAGCAAUUGAGCAAAGAGGAGAACACUUCCCUCAAUGACGAUGAUGGUGAGGAAGACGGAGAUUUUAAAGAGCCUGAGGCAAAAGAUCAAUGA